GCCGUCACUCUUGCCGCGGACGGCGGCGGUUGGCGGGAAGACCCGGGGGCGGUGCCCGGAUGCAGGCGGAGCGCGGGGGCUGCUGGGAGUCGCAGUCCGCAGGAGACUGAGGGAGGCCGGAGAGCCCGAGGCCCGGUCCGCCCGCCCGCCCGCCCGCCCGCAGGGGCCCGGGGGAGGGCAGAGGCUUCGGCGUCACGCCGUCGCGGGCCUCGCCCUCCCCUCAGGGAGCCGAACGGAGGCCUCCCGCCGCCUCUCCCCGCUGAUGGAGGUUUUAAAGCAGGACGGCCGACUCCGGCGAAGGAAGGAGGCGAAGCCGAGCGGAGAGGAGGGAGCCUGCACAGGAGCCUCCCGGUCCUGUCUGAGGCGGCGUGAAAGGUGUGGACCCGGUGGGGCUGCCGAAGGGUCACCCAACGAGAUGAUCCAGAGCGAGGAGGGACCCCGUGACAGGAGGGUGCCCGGGAAGAGAUGUGGGAAGGCGGAGGGCGUUGGAAUACACGGGAAAAUUCACCCAGGAGAGAAACCGUAUAAAUGCCUGGAGUGUGGAAGGAGCUUCAAUCGCAGGGGAAGCCUUUAUAUACAUCAAAGAAUCCAUUCAGGAGAGAAACCCUAUAAAUGCCUGGAAUGUGGAAAAAGUUUCAAUCAGAUAGGAAAUCUCAGGAUACAUCAAAGAAUUCACACGGGAGAGAAACCCUAUAAAUGCCUGGAGUGUGGAAGGAGUUUCAGUCGCAGGGGAAGCCUUUAUAUACAUCAAAGAAUCCAUUCAGGAGAAAAACCCUAUAAAUGCCUGGAGUGUGGAAAGAGUUUCAGUCAUAGUGGAAGCCUUUAUGUACAUCAAAGAAUCCAUUCAGGAGAAAAACCCUAUAAAUGCCUGAAGUGUGGAAAGAGUUUCAGUCAGAGGGCAAACCUUUAUAAACAUCAAAGAAUCCACACAGGAGAAAAACAGUAUAAAUGCCUGGAGUGUAGGAAGCGCUUCAGUCAGAAGGGAAACCUUCAUACACAUCAAAGAAUCCAUUCAGGAGAGAAACCAUAUAAAUGCCUGGAGUGUGGAAAGAGCUUCAGUGACAGCGGAAGCAUUAAUAAACAUAAAAGAAUCCAUUCAGGAGAGAAACCCUACAAGUGCCUGGAGUGUGGAAAAUCCUUCAUAACAAAUGGAAAUCUCAAAAACCAUCAACAAAUUCACACUGGAGAGAAACCCUUCCAAUGCCUGGAGUGUGGAAAGAGUUUCAGAUCGAGAGGAGAUCUCAAGGUACAUCAAAAAAUUCACACGGGAGAAAAACCCUAUAAAUGUCUUGAGUGUGGAAAGAGUUUCAGUCUUAGUGGAAGCCUUUAUAUACAUCAACGAAUCCAUUCAGGAGAGAAACCUUAUAAAUGCCUGGAAUGUGGAAAAAGUUUCAAUCAGAUAGGAAAUCUCAGGAUACAUCGAAGAAUUCACACGGGAGAAAAACCCUACAAAUGCCUGGAGUGUGGAAAGAGCUUCAGUCAGAGUGGAAGCCUUGAUAAACAUCUAAGAAUCCAUUCAGGGGAGAAAUCAUAUAAAUGCCUGGAGUGUGGAAAAAGUUUCCAUUGGGUAGGACCUCUCAGGAUACAUCAAAGAAUUCACACUGGAGAAAAGCCGUAUAAAUGCCUGGAGUGUGGAAUCGGCUUCAGUGUCAGGGGGAACCUUUAUACACAUCAAAGAAUCCAUUCAGGAGAGAAACCAUAUAAAUGCCUGGAGUGUGGAAAAAGUUUCCAUCGGGUAGGACAUCUCAGGAUACAUCAAAGAAUUCACACGGGAGAAAAGCCGUAUAAAUGCAUGGAGUGUGGAAAGAGCUUCAGUCACAGUGGAAGCCUUUGUAUGCAUCAAAGGAUCCAUUCAGGGGAGAAACCGUAUAAAUGCCUGGAGUGCGGAAAGAGCUUCAGUCGCAGUGCAAGCCUUUAUAGACAUCAAAGCCUCCAUUCAGGACAGAAACCCUAUAAAUGCCUGGAGUGUGAAAAGAGCUUCAGUCAGAGGGGAAGCCUUAAUAAACAUCGAAGAAUCCAUUCAGGAGAGAAACCCUAUAAAUGUCUGGAAUGUGGAAGGAGCUUCAGUCGCAGGGGAAGCCUUUAUAUACAUCAAAGAAUCCAUUCAGGAGAAAAACCCUAUAAAUGCCUGGAGUGUGGAAAGAGUUUCAGUCAUAGUGGAAGCCUUUAUAUACAUCAAAGAAUCCAUUCAGGAGAAAAACCCUAUAAAUGCCUGAAGUGUGCAAAGAGUUUCAGUCAGAGGGCAAACCUUUAUAAACAUCAAAGAAUCCACACAGGAGAAAAACAGUAUAAAUGCCUGGAGUGUAGAAAGCGCUUCAGUCAGAAGGGAAACCUUCAUACACAUCAAAGAAUCCAUUCAGGAGAGAAACCAUAUAAAUGCCUGGAGUGUGGAAAGAGCUUCAGUGACAGCGGAAGCAUUAAUAAACAUAAAAGAAUCCAUUCAGGAGAGAAACCCUACAAGUGCCUGGAGUGUGGAAAAUCCUUCAUAACAAAUGGAAAUCUCAAAAACCAUCAACAAAUUCACACUGGAGAGAAACCUUUCCAAUGCCUGGAGUGUGGAAAGAGUUUCAGAUCGAGAGGACAUCUCAAGGUACAUCAAAAAAUUCACACGGGAGAAAAACCCUAUAAAUGUCUUGAGUGUGGGAAGAGUUUCAGUCUUAGUGGAAGCCUUUAUAUACAUCAACGAAUCCAUUCAGGAGAGAAACCCUAUAAAUGCCUGGAAUGUGGAAAAAGUUUCAAUCAGAUAGGAAAUCUCAGGAGACAUCAAAGAACUCACACGGGAGAAAAACCCUAUAAAUGCCUAGAGUGCGGAAGGAGCUUCAGUCAGAGUGGAAGCCUUGAUAAACAUCUAAGAAUCCAUUUAGGAGAGAGACCAUAUAAAUGCCUGGAGUGUGGAAAGAGCUUUAUUGAUGUUCAGUACCUCCAACAGCAUCAAAAAAUUCACACGGGAGAAAAACCCUAUAAAUGUCGGGAGUGUGGAAAGAAUUUCAGUCUUAGGGGAAGCCUUUAUUACCAUCAGAGAAUCCAUUCAGGGGAGAAAUCAUAUAAAUGCCUGGAGUGUGGAAAAAGUUGCAGUCAGUUAGGAAAUCUCAGGAUACAUCAAAGAAUUCACACAGGAGAAAAACCCUAUAAAUGCCUGGCGUGCGGAAGGAGCUUCAGUGUGAGGGGGAACCUUUAUAAACAUCAAAGAAUCCAUUCAGGAGAGAAACCGUAUAAAUGCCUGGAGUGUGGAAAAAGUUUCCCUCGGGUAGGACAUCUCAGGAUACAUCAAAGAAUUCACACGGGAGAAAAGCCCUAUAAAUGCCUGGAGUGUGGAAUCGGCUUCAGUUGCAGUGGAAGCCUUUCUACGCAUCAAAGGAUCCAUUCAGGGGAGAAACCGUAUAAAUGCCUGGAGUGUGGAAAGAGCUUUACUCAGAGUGGACAGCUCAGGCUACAUCAAACAGUUCACAUGGGAGAAAAACCAUAUAAAUGCCAGGAGUGCGGAAAGAGCUUCAGUCGCAGUGCAAGCCUUUAUAGACAUCAAAGCCUCCAUUCAGGACAGAAAGCAUAAAAAUGCAUGGAGAUUCAGUCACAAUGUGGGUCUCAGUAAACAUUAUAAACUUCACACAGAGAAGGAAGUUUAUAAAUGCACAGAGUGUUAAAAACCCUUCAGAAGAAAUGGAAAUCUCCAGAACCAUUUUAGAGUCCACACAGGAGAGAAACCAUAGAAAUGGAUAGAGCGUGUUUGAAAUCUUCAGUAACCAGCAAAGUCAGUGCAGUCCUGGAUGCACAAGGGUUUCUCAAGGGCUAAACAAGUCAUUGUUUACACACAGACUCUAAUUACAAACCAAUAAGGCACAGGUGUGCAUACUUACCCUUCAUUGCCAUCUCAACUUGAGCCUAUGCUGUGUUAUGAGCACAAACAUUGCAGGGUAUGCAAAGUCCUGAACGGGACCCUUUUACUGCUUUCUUCAUUGCUGUGGUUUGUGUGAUGAUUGUGCCAUUCGGUGAAGCCUGAUAGUCCAUUUUCAGUCACAUUACAAAUAAAUAUCAUGUCUUCUGCCUGA
Molecule: messenger RNA, 4046 nt
Organism: Candoia aspera
Lineage: Eukaryota; Metazoa; Chordata; Lepidosauria; Squamata; Candoiidae
Product: zinc finger protein 208-like
Exons: 3
Coding region: 263-3550 (1095 amino acids)
Biological process (GO): regulation of transcription by RNA polymerase II
Molecular function (GO): RNA polymerase II cis-regulatory region sequence-specific DNA binding; DNA-binding transcription factor activity, RNA polymerase II-specific
Source: RefSeq, a predicted model, not a curated record